Messenger RNA from Somion occarium, 721 nucleotides. Lineage: Eukaryota; Fungi; Basidiomycota; Agaricomycetes; Polyporales; Cerrenaceae. The record is from the annotation of a GenBank genome assembly.
CCUCAUGAUUUCACCUCCACGACGAGCAGGCCUGCUCGACGAUGAACAAUCAUCCCGUCGUAACUAUUGACUUGGUUCUUGACAGGCACACGACUAAGGAAGUUCUCCGAGCUGUGCUACAUUCUAUACUGUUUCAUAGGUUAUUCGGCAUAGUUAAACCACAAACAUAUGAUGUACUGGACGUAACCAUGCCAGGCGUGGAUGACCCUGAGAUCAAGCAGUUGAUCCAGGACAAAGUUGAUGCGUUCUGGAAGGCGGUCGACCUCCGGGCUGAUAAAAAGGGGGAGAUCACCGUGACCUUCACUGAAAAGCGAGCUAGGAAGUCAUGGUUCCUCACCAGUGAGGAAGAGGUACCUUGGGAGCAAUGGACGAUCAAAGCAGCAAUUCAGCAGCCGACAUCUGAGCGAGAGAGACAAAAGUUCAACUCGGACCUCGCAUCCAACUUGACCGAAACUUUGAGGACAAUAUUAACUCAUACAUCAUCCGAGCGCGGUCGUUCCCGCGUGCCACCUAUUACAAACAACCAGGGCAUAUCGCCCUUCCCGGUCAAAAUAACUGUGAUCGUGGGCGGAAUUGAAGUGAGCUAGGUAGAAGCAUAAGCCUGUCUACUUCUUGACUCGUAAUCCCUGCAUUCCUUCGGACUUUCUGGAUGGGCUGACUGUAUUCAUUCUGUACCAUAGCAUAUAUGGACGUUCUGCGAAUCUAUCGUCUUGCACUUGGA